This is a messenger RNA of Triplophysa rosa, 4185 nucleotides long. RefSeq names its product transferrin receptor 1b (gene tfr1b). Bases 154 to 2505 code for a protein of 783 amino acids. Gene Ontology annotation, cellular component: external side of plasma membrane. Lineage: Eukaryota; Metazoa; Chordata; Actinopteri; Cypriniformes; Nemacheilidae. Gene Ontology annotation, biological process: intracellular iron ion homeostasis; transferrin transport. The transcript has 19 exons. The record is from RefSeq and is a predicted model, not a curated record. Gene Ontology annotation, molecular function: transferrin receptor activity.
AAGAAGACGUGUGCGUUCGUGCAGAAAGACAAGAGUGCUGUGGCUGAGCGCAUGGUGCUGCGCAGAACUAUCCACCCUCACUUUAAUAAUAGCUGACAAAUUGAAAAAAAGCAGAAACAUUGUAUAAGGAUCAGUUCAUCCGUGAAAAAUUCAAUGGCUGGAACAAUAGAUCAAGCAAAGAUGAAGUUUUCGAAGAUGGUUAACAGUCGCUCGUACACCAGGUUCAACCAGACCCCCGAUGGAGAGAGCAGCCAUGUGGAGGUGAAGAUGUCUGCGGACACUGAAGAAGAGGAAAUGGACGGUGCAGAGCAGGGUCAUAUAGGGCAUGAGAUGUACACGAGAUCCCCCAGACGUCCGGCGUCGUGGAACAAAUGGAAGAUUUGUGCUUCAGUCACUGUUGUGCUGCUCCUCGUCUGCAUUGGUUUCCUCAUUGGCUACUCUGUCCACCAUCAGCCUGAGACGCCUCCCUGCCCGUUAUCAAGCACUCAGCAACCAAGACAAGAAGUUCAACCACCGGUUUUUGAUAAUCCUAAACCCAGUAUGGAUUGGAGUGAUGUUGUUAAACUUCUGAAUGAGACGCUGACAGCUGAAAGCGUUCAGAAAAGAAUCUGUGAGUAUUCAGUUGUCUAUAAGGCAGGAUCAUCUGAAGAUUACUUAUUAGCUGACAAAAUCCAUAAUUUCUUUGCAAAUCUGCACAUGAAAACUUGGGAUGAUGAACACUUUGUGAAGCUACAGUAUCCUAGCAGCUCCAAUCCAAACAAAGUGAUGUUUGGUUCAGAAGAGAUUGGAAGUCCUAAGGGGUUCUUGGCCUACAGUGCAACAGGAAUGAAACAGGGUAGAGUCGUGUAUGCUAACUAUGGGGAGCCACAGGACCUGGCGAUCUUGGAGGAGAAUAAACUAAAUCUAAAUGGAUCUGUUGUACUGAUGCGGGCUGGGAAAAUCAGUAUGGCGCAGAAGGUUGCGAAUGUUGCAAAGAAAGGUGCUGUAGCAGUUCUGAUCUAUCCAGACCCUGCCGACUAUGACGGCAUGCCUCAAGAUACUGAACUCUAUGGUCACGUCCACUUGGGAUCAGGUGAUCCUUAUACUCCAGGAUUCCCGUCUUUUAAUCACACCCAGUUUCCUCCUACAAAGUCUUCUGGUCUUCCUGAUAUUCUGGCCCAGACGAUCACUGCUGACAUGGCAGUCAAAAUCUUUAAUAAAAUGGGUGGAAACGGUGCCCCAAAAAGCUUUCAGGGUGGCUUGUCCAAUUACAAGUUAGGAAAUGAAACUGACCCUCUGCUCACCGUAGAAGUCAACAACGAACUUAUCGAUACCAAGAUCCAUAACGUGUUUGGAGCCAUCAAAGGCUUCAUAGACACUGAUCGUUACGUCGUGAUUGGAGCGCAGAGAGAUUCCAUGACCUCUGGUUUUGCCAAGUCUGCAGUUGGCACUGCUCUUUUGGUGGAGCUUGCGAGAGCUUUCUCAGAGAUGGUGAAAGGUGGUUUCAGACCCAGGAGGAGUAUUGUGUUUGCCAGCUGGAGUGCGGGGGAUUUCGGUAACGUCGGCCUUACCGAAUGGCUUGAGGGCUACGCAACAUCACUGGACAAAAAAGCCUUUACCUACAUCAGCCUGGAUGGAGUUGUUACUGGUGAGGGAUCUUUCAAAGCUUCUGCCAGUCCAUCGUUGCAGGGUCUUCUGCAGAAGACCCUGGAGAAGGUCAAAGAUCCAGUUAGUUCAAAACCGUAUGAUUCUCGCCUGAGCCUAUUGGGGAGUUAUGGUGGCACUCUUGCAUCUCUUCUGAAGCCCAUGGAGAUGGAUGAUGGAGCAUAUCCUUUCCUGACUUUCUCUGGAAUCCCUUCUGUGUCGUUUAGUUUUACAUCUCAAGGCCAGGAUAGGUCUGUUGACUACAAGUAUUUUGGAACGGCUCUGGAUGAUAAAGGUCAUCUGGAAGAUGUCACUAAAAGGAAAGUGAGUGAGCUGUCAUUGGGCGGCGCCCAGGUGGCUGGACAGAUGGCGCUUCGCCUCGUUCACAACCACAUUCUCAAACUGGACGUUACCAAGUAUAAUGACGAGAUCGACAAACGCGUCAGCGCCAUCGUCUGUUACACUAACCAACUCAAAAAUGCGAAGGUCAGUAAAAGUGAGUCUGUGUCAACGAAGUGGCUGAGUGCAGCAAAGGGCUCUUUUAUUCGGGCCUCGGACAACCUAAAAAAUUAUAUGGACAACAGUAAUGUGGAAGACUUGGAGAUGUCUCGUAUCAUCAAUAAUCGUAUAAUGAAGGUGGAGCAUAAUUUACUCUCUCCUUACGUCUCUCUGAGAGAUGUCCCAUUCCGUCAUAUUUUCUUCGGUAGCGGGUGGCAAACGGCCUCAGACCUGGAAAACUACUUGAAAGACGUGAUUGCAGGCAAUACAACCCUGGACGUGGACCAGGUUUUAAGAAAAUUUGCUCUGCUCACCUGGACCAUUCAGGGCUGUGCCAAUGACCUGGCUGGAGAUAUCUGGUCCUUAGACAAUGAGGUCGAAUGAGAACCUUGAUUUUAUCUUAAAAGUGUCUCGAUACAUGAAUAACAAAACGUAAACCACACAACAAAACAAUUUAUAUCAACAAAUUGAGUGAUCUGGCAGCCGUGUAUCGAGAAUAUUUCGGCGUUUGACUUUGAAAUGCACAAAAGAAGUUCAAUACGGUUAAUUCCAUAUUUAGAGUUUUGUUGAUGUAAUCGAUAAAGGAAUCUGAGCACAACGCCAUAAUCUAACGCCAUUGCCAUAACCUUGUUUUAAGGUUUAUUUCAGGCUGAAGUUGUCAUCCCCAGUUAUAUCUUUAAGUUAAUGCUUUUCUGAUUGACUCAUAAUACGUUUAAGCGCAUAUUGAGAAAUUUUUGUAUUUGGCUGCUAUGUGAAAACUGAAUCGCACUAAUGUAAACCUGUAAACUUUUGCAGGGAAUGUCUCUGCUUUUGUACCCAUUUAGCAGUGACUGAGUUCUGUAUUUAUUUAUUUAUCAGUGACAGUGUUCACUAUAAAAGUGUUUUUUUUUAAUUAUCGGAAGCAGUGCCUUCCAUAAUUAUGACGGUUAUACUGUCAGUUCUUUAAAAGCAGCAUCUGCUACAGAAAUACAUGUUACCAACAGCUGUCACCAGAAAUGUCUGUUGUUACAGGUGGAAAUACACCCAAAAUAAUCAUUUUAAUACAGUUCCUCUUUUCUAAAAAACGAUGAAACCAAAGGCAUUUAGGACAAUAGCUUUAUUGUUUCAGUUAUCCUGUUUUGUUGGUUUGAAACCAAUAUGAAUUGGCAAACAAUUUCCAUUUCGACCAACUCGAUGCUGACUCGAGCAUUUCUGUGACAUUUAUAUUUCUAUUCUAAAACCAUUAUCGGGAGCAGUGUCUUCCAUAAUGUAGAGUGUUUGAAGGUAGUUUUUGCCUACCAGUGUGUAUGUAUCGAGGGCAGUGACCCUCAUAUUUCACUUUAGUGUGGAUCGAAUUAUCGGGGACAGUGUUUCCCAUAGUUUAUGUAUAUAUUUGUUCUUCAUUUUAUUGUGUGGCUUUUUUCUGCUUUUCUAUUAGAAACGAUACGUGAUCUGUGGGCAGUCAUUGUAGGUUGUGGGUUUUCAUCUUACCGUGCUUCUCUCCUUCAUUUUUGGUGGUCUGGGCACUUUCAUGUCUUUUGAGUGUUGUUUGAGUUUGCACUUUUUUAUAUUUCAAAACAGGUGUUUGAAAAAGGAUGUGGUCAUUUUGCAUAAUAAGAACAUGUCGUUUAAGGUAUUAGGUUACUGUUGAUUUUACAUUAUGGCUUCAUGAAUGAAGGCACUUCUGUUAAAGUUUGCUGGGCAUAUCGCAUACUAGUCCCUUUUUCAAUCUCUGUCUUUUCUUGUGGCACUUACCAGAUAGUUACAAUGCUUGUUUGGUCUUCCAUUGCAUGGUAACAUGUGCAUGAAACAUAACUAAACAUUGCAACCUUUUAAAAACGAAGCAAACAAUCUUUUUGCUUUAGCUGAUCGUCAAGUUACUUAGACAUUUCAACUGUUAUUUCUUGCCAGUUACAUGCUUCAAUCUUUGUUUUUUCCCCAGUCAUGCAUUUGAUGAGCUAAAGUUGAUCAUAGAGUUUGUCAUAAUGUAUCGGGUGUAGGGGUUAUGAACUGUUGUUUGUGAUCUUAGAACUGAUCUUUGUGUGCAAAAGCUAUCAACUUUAAUAAACCUGGGCUUUAUUCUGA